This is a messenger RNA of Jaculus jaculus (lesser Egyptian jerboa), 1287 nucleotides long. It is a transcript of the gene Sdr42e2, whose product is annotated as short chain dehydrogenase/reductase family 42E, member 2. NCBI's taxonomy places the organism in Eukaryota, Metazoa, Chordata, Mammalia, Rodentia, Dipodidae. The record is from RefSeq and is a predicted model, not a curated record. The transcript is spliced from 12 exons. Gene Ontology annotation, molecular function: 3-beta-hydroxy-Delta5-steroid dehydrogenase (NAD+) activity. The coding region runs from base 1 to 1287 and encodes 428 amino acids. Gene Ontology annotation, biological process: steroid biosynthetic process.
AUGAAGAGCAACCCUGCAGGCGCCUUGCCAGAGGCCUGUCGAGCUGCAGCGCAGGCCCCACCACCAGGGCUGCAGCAGAAGACUCAAGUCAAACCCACCCAAGCCCCCAGACAGAAGUUUCUGGUGACAGGAGGAGGAGGCUACCUGGGUUUUAGCCUGGGCUCCAGCCUGGCUAAGAGCGGCACUUCAGUCAUCCUGCUUGACCUCCGCAGACCCCAGUGGGCUCUGCCCCCAGGGAUUGAAUUUAUCCAGGCGGAUGUCCGAGAUGAAGAGGCGCUGUACCGCGCCUUUGAAGGAGUGGACUGUGUUUUUCACGUGGCCUCCUAUGGCAUGUCUGGCGCUGAGAAGCUGCAGAAAGAGCAGAUUGAGUCUAUAAAUGUUGGAGGCACCAAACUAGUGAUUAAUGUGUGUGUCCGUCGGCGGGUGCCCAGGCUUGUGUACACCAGCACUGUCAACGUGGCAUUUGGAGGAAAGCCCAUAGACUGGGGCAACGAGGACUCUGUGCCAUACUUCCCCCUGGACAAGCACAUGGACCACUACUCCCGAACCAAAGCUAUUGCUGACCAGCUGACCCUCACGGCUAAUGGGACACCUCUCCUGGGAGGAGGCAUCCUUCGCACCUGUGUGCUGCGACCUCCCGGGAUCUACGGCCCCGAAGAGCAGAGGCACUUACCCCGGGUGGCGAACCACAUUAAGAAGAGACUGUUCAUGUUCCGAUUCGGGGACCACGGGAUGCGGAUGAACUGGGUCCACGUCCAGAAUCUGGUGCAGGCACAUGUGCUGGCCGCUGAGGCCCUUACUGCAGCCAAAGGCUAUGUGGCCAGUGGACAAGCAUACUACAUCAACGACGGGGACAACGUCAACCUCUUUGAGUGGAUAGCUCCACUGUUUGAGAAGCUGGGAUACAGGCAGCCCUGGAUCCAGGUGCCGACCUCCUUGGUUUAUGUGACAGCCGCCGUGUCGGAGUACCUUCAUCUGGCCCUGAGGCCCCUCUGCAGCAUUCCACCUCUGCUCACCCCCAGUGAGGUGCUCAGCAUGACCGUGACGCACACCUUCCAGAUCGCCAAGGCCCGCGCCCAGCUGGGCUACGCGCCUGACAAGUUCAGCUUUGCGGACGCGGUGGAAGGAUACGUGCAGUCCACGACUCCGACCACGCAGCCCCGGGGCUCCACGGCCCGGACGCUCCUGCGGCUGCUGCUCGUGCUGCUGCUCUGCGCAGGACUGCUCGGCCUGGCCCUGCACCUCCUCGGCGGACACCCACGGCCGGCGCCGGUGCAGCACCUCUGA